Molecule: messenger RNA, 12621 nt
Organism: Paramecium sonneborni
Lineage: Eukaryota; Ciliophora; Oligohymenophorea; Peniculida; Parameciidae
Source: the annotation of a GenBank genome assembly
AUGCUUGAUAAAAUGACAAAAUGUAAGCAUUUUAUGAUUUCAGAUAAGAGUGGAAAUAACAUGAAUAAAUGUAAAUCAUCUUAAUUUCAAAAUCAGUACAAUAAAUAUUAGUCUCAAUAAUUAAGGGGAGGUGGAUGUAUAAUGUCAAGUUGUAGGUCUGGAUAACAAAAUUAAGAGCCAGAAAUGCCAAAUGAAGCUCCUUAAGUUUAAUUAGAUUUAAUUUAAACAGAAAAAUAGACAGAGUUUGAAAAAGAAUUGCCUUAAAAUUUUUCAACUGAUUUUGAUGAUUCUGUUUCAGAAAUUGAAAAAGGAUUCAGUGAUUUAUCAAAUAACUCUGUAAAAAAUAAAGUCAUUCUAAGAAUUUAAUGGUUCAGUUACAAUAAAAAUAUAUUUAAUAACAUUUCUAAUUAAUCAACGAUUAAUACGGAUUUAAAAAAUAAAAUUAAUGAUAAUCUAAAUAAGUUAUUGGAUGUACUACCUAAUUAUUUAGAUGUUUCUUGGUUUCUUUGUUAUUAAAUAGCAUAAAUAUGUAAUGAUUUAUUAAGAAUUCUUUAUUCACAUUAAUUAGAUGAUUCAAAUGAUAUAUUAGAAAAGGUCAAAAAUUUUUCUGAAUCAAUAAAAAAUGGAUCGGAUAAUAUCUGGAAAGGUGGUCUUGAAUUUGAAAAAACCUUAAUGGAAAUUAUGUUAAAUAAUUGCUCUCAUCCUGGAGAAGAACUAGAUCUUCUCAAAGAAGUAGCUAUGGAUGCUGGAAAAUCAAUUCUAAAAGGUAAAAUAACAAAAAAAUUAUUGUCGAGCCUUUAAAAAGGAGCAGAAUACUUAUUUAAAAAAGCAGCAAAGACAGUCAUAUAUCCAAUUUAAGUAUAUCAAACUUAUUAUUUAUUUUAAACAUAUAAAAUGGAGAAUUAUUGAGUAAGACUCUCAAUCAGUCUAUUCAUCAAUUUAAACUUUAAAAGGACUUUUUUAAAAAUAUAUUUAAGAAUCAAAAAAUUGGAUUUUGCAUUUUUGUUGGAUUUAGACCAUAACAGAUAUUAUUCUCUAUAGACCAAUAAUUGAAUAGGAAUAAUUAUCAAAAGACAAUCUAUAAGAGAAAAUUAUGUUUUAAAAAUUAGCAUUUGAUAAUAAAAAGGCUAUUAUCUUAUUCUUUAAUUAAGAAUCAGAUCAAAUAUUGAAUUAAAUAUAUAGCAAAUAUAGAAAGAAUGAACUUUAACUACUUUGCUAAAACAUUAUAGAUGAAUAAUUUGCUUAAAAUAAAAAAUUAUGGGAUUAUUAUUGUAAUUUUCAUUUCAUUAAUAAAUAAGAAGAUGCCGAAUAACAUAAUCUUAUUCAAGUGAAUCGGGAAUAAGAACUAUUAAAAAAAUUAUUUGAAUAAUUAAAAGCUCUUGUUAUUUAAAUCAGGCAAACAUAAAAUGAAAUUUCAGCUAACUAAGAAGUUAUACCAAAACAAUUAUUUGAAGACCAUAAAAAUAAAUUAUUUUCUAAAUUUUUUGAUUUGUGGAAAAAAGCAAUCUAUAUUAUGAAUAUAAUAAUAGAUUUUUUGAAUUUUGAUUUUGAAAAAAUUAAAUUAACUAAAAAUCAAUAAAAAUUUGAAGAUUAAUAAAAAAUUGUCCAAAAAUUUGUUCAAGAGGAAUUUCCAAACUUUUAAAGAGAUUUCUUAUAUGGUUUUUUAGAAGCUAUAUCUUAUGUAAGUAAAAUGGUAUUCUAAGAAUAGUAUGAAUUAAAAGAAAAAGAAAAACAAGAAGAUAAUGAAAUGGAUAAAUAAAAAAAUACAAAGAUUUUUUCAUUAGAUGAAAAUUAACUUUCAGAUAGCUUUGAUAAUUUUCUCAAUGCCAUUAAUCAAUUAUAAAAAGAAGUUGAUUCUCAAGAUCACAAUGAAGUGAAAAUAGAAAAUUUGAAUGAAUUUUUCAUAUAAAUUAUUUAAGGUUUUUGGAUUAGACAAAUCUAAAUAGCAUUGAAAUAAGAUUUUUAAUUAAAUGAUGAUGAGCUAAAAGAUAUUGAAAAAAUUAGAGAAUAAGUAAUUUUAUGCUAAAUUAAGAUUACUACUAUAAAUUUUCUAAGUUAAUUUAUGAAGUUCAAAUUGAGAAGAUAAAAAGGAUAAAAAGAAAAUUUUAAAUGUAUAAAGAUUAAGGGUAAUAACUAAAUAAAAUACCUGAAGAUAGUUUUAAAAAAAGGUUCAUUGGUAUAUUAAAAAAACAUAUUGAUAAUUUGACUUCCUUAAAAGUUAAUUUAGAUAAAGAUUUUAACGUAGAUGUAAUUAAGUCGAAUUUUGAAUUGAUUGAUUCAGAAAUUGAUUUUGAUAUUAAGACAAUUAAAAUAGAAAAAUAGGCAAUUUAAAGAAAAAUAUAGAAAUUAGAAAGAAAAGAAAAAGAUAAAAGUGAAUUAAAAAAUAAAUUAGCAUUUUUAAUGAAAGUAGCUUAAUUGUUGCACAAUUUUUAAGGAUUAUUUAUAAUAUUUGUAAAUCAAAUUGAGUAACCAGAUAAAAAUUUAUAAGUUUAAUCAGAUAAAAAUUGUUCAUCAGUCGAGAAAUACAAAGAAGAUUUCAAAAUGAAAAAUAACUAAUUAUUAGAUGAUUUAAAAGCUAUGAUAGAGAAAAUUGAAGGGGAAAAAGACUCGGAUAGUUAGAAUCAUGAAUUCUUAGAUUUUCAAAUAUUAUAUUGUGAUAUAUGGUCUUCUAAAUAUUAGACAAUUAAUGAUUAAAUUAAAAGUGUAAUGAAAUUUUAUUAAUCCUAUUAAAAGCUCUUAUUAAUUUAUUUGGAUUCAUUUUUUUAUUAAAUUAAUGAUUAAUCUGAAUAAAAUGAAAAGGAUGAAAAAGAUUAAUUUAUCUUAAAAAUUAAAGAGUUUAAAAACAAUAAUUUAGAAUUCGUUAAUGAUUUAGAGUAAUAAAUCGAAAUUUCAUUAAAUGAAAUAAAAAAAGAAGGAUAAAUCUAUAUUGAAAAUAACUCUACAAAAAAUUAACUUAGUUUGAUACAAUUUUUAACAUUUUUUGAAAUGGAUUAUGAAAUGGAAAAUGAAGCUGAAGAUGAAAUCAAUAUAGCUGUUUUGUAGGAAAUAAAAAAUUAGAUUCAAUAGAAAAUAAAUUUAGUAGUAGAUUUUAUUGAAGCAAAGGAUUAUAAAGUUGGAGAAUGUUUAGUUUAUAAUUUAAUUAGACUUCAAAAUAGCAAUUUAGAAGAUUAGAUUAUAAACUUUGCUUCUUAAACCAUUUAAAAAAUGUGGGUUUAUGAGAAAGAUCAAAGAGUAAGAAAUUUGCUGAAAAAUAAAGAACUAAUUGAGAUGUAAAAGUUGAUUUUUUCAAGGGAUAUUUAAACAAUGUCUGAUUAAAUUAAACAAGAAAUUUAGUAGAGAAUGUAAAAUUUAGAAAAUUUGUAAUAAUAAAUAAGACUAUAAGGAAAUUUUCAAGAAAGGGAAAAACUUUAAGAGUAACUAAGACUAUGUUAUUAAUAACUUGACGAAUCAAUUGAUAAUGUAUCUGAAAUGUCUGAUGCUAUGAAUAUAACACUCAUGUUUCUUAAAGACAUCUCUAAAGAUGUAAAAUCAAUAAAAACUUCAAUUGAUAAUUUACAAAAUAGUUUAUAAGAUAUUGGGAAUGAUAUUCGAAAACUAAGAGGAAAGAAAUAUGGUGAACUUCUUGAAAUACGGAAACAAAAGAUACUAUAUUAGGCUUAACAUUAAGAAAUAGAUUCUAUAUAUGUAAAAUUAAAAACGACAGAAAGAAAUCCUUUUGAUGGUAGCUCAAAGCCUGGGUCUUUUUUAUUACAAGAAGAUAUUAAGGAUUAUGGUGGAGAAGUUAAUGAAUUUAUAUGGCAUGAUAACAUAAAGGAUUAAGGAAAUGAAAAGGACGUUAUGUUACUUUCUGGUUUUGCAGGUUCAGGAAAGAGUAGAGCAGCUAAAAAAAUAGAAGAAUUUCUUUGGAAAUCAUAAGGCACUUAAUCUGAAUGGAUUCCAAUUUAUGUUUCUCUUCCAACAUUAAAGAAUCCAAAGUAUAAUUUAUUAGAUUAAGCUUUGGAAUCUGAAAAUUAUUAAUUUGAUAAAUAUUAAAUAAAAGAAUUCAAAGAUGCAAUUUGCAAAUAGAAAGUAAAAGUUGUUUUGAUUUUGGACAGUUAUGAUGAGAUGAAGUAAGAUUGUGUUUAAUAAAAUCUUAUUAUGACAAACAAAUUAAUAUAAGAUCUAAAUAUUUAAAAAUUUGAAAGACAACUUAAAAUAAUAAUUACAACAAGAAGAGAAAUAUUAAAUACUGAUGGUUAUGAGACAUGGUUUUACGGAGAGAGUUUGGAAACCCUAAAAGAAGUUUAAUUAUUAAACUUUGAUCAAGAUUAGUAAGAUGAAUAUCUAGAAAAGUAUUGCGAGUUAAGUAUUAAGAGAAUAAUAAAAUAAAUUUAUGAAUUUGUAAAGUAAGUUCAAGAAUAGGCCUUCGAUUUAGUAGAAUUUCUAAAAAUAUGGAGUUCAAUACUUAUUUAAGUUAAGUAGAGUUUAUCAAAUUCAAAAAAAAUUGAAUCAGAUUCAAUUUUUAAUAAUAAGGAAGAAGAGAUUAUAAUUAAAAAAAUUAAAUCAUAAUAGGUUUUUUAAUUUUUAUCUGAUGAACAAAUCACCGGAUUAAGAAAGGACCUUUUAUCUUUGUGGAGUAUAAACAAAUUUUAAAAGUCGAUAAACUCAGUUAAUAUUUAAAAUCUUUUGACCACUCCAUUUAUGUUAGAGAUUAUUGUCUAGGUUUUGCCAUCAAUGACUAAGAAAUAUCAAGGGUCAGUUAAAAUUAAAGAAAAUUUUAGAUAGAAUUAUAUAAGUAUGAACAAAAGAGCAAAAUAAUCAAGAAAUUAGAUUUAAUAAUUUCAAAAGUAAAUGGAAGAAUAAACAAAAAAAAAACAUAAUAGAUAGGAAAAAAACUAAUAAUCUGUUGUAAAAAGUUCAAAAAUUAAGAAGACUUAAAAGAAAAAAAAGAUUGAUGAUAUAAUGGAUUAACUUGAAAAUAUAUAGUUUUUUCAGAAUUUUUCAAUUGAUAGCAACAUUUAAUAUUUAGAGGAAUAUUUUAAUUCAGAAGGAUAAAAGUUAUUAUUAAACAUUAAUAAUAUUGAUAUUGUUUUAAUGGCUUUAAAAAUAAAGAAACUUACUGUUUUUGAGUUCUAUGAAAGUUUUAUUAGCUAUUAUCAUGAAUAAUAAAUUAUAAAAUAAAGAGAAUUAGGAAAAAUCUCAAAUUAUGAAAGUUUUGCUUUAGAUAUGUAUUAGUUUUCUUCAUCUUUAGCAUUAGACAUGACAAUUAGAGAUAUGUCACAAAUUAGCUAUAAAUAAAAAGGUUAAUUGCUUUUAUAAAGUAAUUUUAAAGCAACUUAAGAAGUAGACAAUUGGUUAGAUUAAUAUUUAAGUGAUUCAUAUUCUGAUAAGGAAUAUAAGAAGUUAAUAAGAAGCUGUAUUCUAUUGAGUGCUAAAGGAAGCUCUUAUUCAUUUACUCAUAAAUCUAUAUAAGAAUUUUUUGUUGCCUAAUUUAUUUAUAAUUUUUUGCUUUCUCUAGUUGAAAAUUAAAAACCAGAAAAUUUUGAUUAUGUAAAAACUUCCCUGUUUAAUUAAAAUUAUUUUAAUGUAUCACAUGAAGCAUUCAGAGGAGCCCACUAUUUCAUAAAAGAUAAAUUACUUUCUAUAGGAAAUAUAGAUUAAAAAAUGAUAGAUAUAAUAAAGUUAUCUAAAAACUAAGAUUUUUGUCGAGCAGCUUCUAAUAGUAUAAAUAUUCUAAGUUAAAUGAAUGUUUAUUUAGGAUCUUAAGACUUUAGUUAAAUUAACUUAGCUGAUACAAAUAUUUCUGGAUUAAGCUUUUUUGAGUGUUAUUUUAGCAAUUCUAUUUUUUAAAAUGUCAUAAUAAGCUCUUGUAAUUUUAAUGAAGCUGAUUUAUCUGAUAUCAAUUGGGAUGUAACAUGCAAAGAAAAACCUUAUUUAGUAGGUCCUAAAUAAUGUUACGACGCUCUAGCAAUUUCUCCAGAUGGCAAAUAUAUAGCAUCAGGAGGAAAGGAAGGAAUUGUAAAAUUAUGGAAUCCUCAAAAUUAUACUGCCAUCAAAGAUUUCAAUGGUUAAAGUUGUAUAACACAGCUCUAAUUUUCUUCUGAUUCCUAACUUCUUAUAUCUCUUAAUUCAGUAGGCACCAUAAUAUUUAGCAAUAUGAGAGACCUACAGUUUACUUAAAAAGAAGCAAUCAUUCCUGAUAAGAAUGGAAAAAUCAAAUAAUUUUAAUUGUCUUAAGAUUAUCAGUAAAUGUUUAUACUAACUUAAUCAGAAUUUAUUAUCAAGGACUUUGAUCAAUUAUUCCAAGUAGAAGAGAGCCAAUAUGAAUCAGAAAUAAUCAAAAAAAAUUUGGAAUCUCUAUAUGAGAGAUUUCCAAAUUUUGCAAAAUUAAAUGAAAACUUCAUUAUUGAUUUAACUUAAACAGAAAAAUACAUGGAUAAGAUUGAAAAAGAUACUAAAAAUAUAACUUUUAGUUAAGAUAGAAAUUAUAUGGCAACUCUUAAUGGUUUAUAGUAAAUAAAAAUUUGGGAACUUGAAACUAAUUUAUGCACCGUUAUUUAAACUGAUUAUAAUAUUUAUUCUAUAUAGUUUACUUCAGAUAGUAAAAGUCUUAUUAUGUAAGGAAGAAAGAUGAUUAGUUUUAGCGAAAUUAAUUCUCUUAAAAAUAAAAAAGAAAUUAUUAAAAAAAGUAAAUGUUAAGAGAUUUGUAUAUCUCCCAUUAAUAAUUAAAUUAUAGCAAUUGCCAUCGAAAAUGCGAUUGAAACAAUUAAUAUUUAAACUUAAAAUCUUUUAAAAAGGAGAGAAUUUGAAUUUUAACCAAGAAAAAUUAUCAUUUCUCUAGAUGGAUAAAGCAUAGCUUUAAUGUUGUUAUAAAACAAUUAUAAGAAUGUGUAGUUUUAAAUAUUAGAAUUCGAAACUCUUAAAACCAAAAUAAAUAUUGAGUGGGAUCCAAUCCGUUGGGUUUCUUAUUUUUUAUCAGAGGAUUUAAGUAGAAUGUUUAUAAGCUUGAAUAUCAACUCUGAUGAAUAUUUACACACACUAAAAACCUUUGAGUUAAAUCUAUAAAUAAUGAAUUAUAAAAGGCAAUCAUAAUUUAAAGAAUAUCUUAUAGCAGAUAUUUUUUGCAUCAAACCUAAAAGUCAGAUUAUAGCUUAUGUCUAAAAUGAAAAAAAGGGAAUCAUUCUUUUUAAUAUUGAAAAUUAAAAAUAAAUAGGAAACGAAUUGAGUAAUUAAGAGAAUUAAGUUGUUGCACUCUGUUUUUCUCCGACAUAAAAUAUUUUAGCUGCUUUUUAUUAAGAUUCUUAAGCUUAUUAAGUCCUAAUCUGGAAUUUAGAUACUUAAAAAGCCUCAAAUUUGGACAAUAAAAUGCUUAAAAAUGAAACAUUUUUACUUAGACCAUUAACAUCUUUAACUUUUUCUCCAAAUGGAAACAUACUCAUAGUUAGUUUUUUAUCUACACUUUAGAUAUAUAUUUUAAAAAGUGAAUCAUGGGUAUUUAAUAAAUCCUUAGAUAAUUACAAUAUUUCUGACAAUUAAAUUUAUUUUUCACUUGAUAGCAAAUUUUUGCCAAUUAUUGAUAGUAAUUAGUUUGUUUAUAUUUUGGAUGUUGAAGAUGAUUAUAAACAAAAAAAUAGCUUUGAAAUUAAAAAUACUUUUAAUAUGAUUUUCACUUUGGAUAAUAAUAUCCAAAUAUUUAUAACUGAUCAUUCAUUAAUUUUAUUUAAUAUUUCUACUAAAAAAAUUGAGAAAGAGAAGAAAUUUGAUCUAAAAAUUUCAUAGACAUCUGUUUCUUAAAAUAAAUGUGAAAUUGCUGUUGUCUUGUCUGAACAAUAGAGCUCUAUAAGCUCUAUAAUAUAAUUUUGGAGUUAUUAAAAUAAUGAUUUCGAACUUAUUGGAAGUAAAAUAUUUCUUGGUUAUAUAACUUACGUAUGUUUUAUUAAUAAUGAUAAAGAACUAUUAUUGUAAUGUUUAAACGAUGAUAAUGAAAAAAUAAUAGGUGUAUAUUAAAAAAGUCAAUUUAUAUACAAAAAUUUUCUAAAUGAAGGAUUUAAUUGUGGUACUUUUUCCAAGAGCAAUCAAUUAAUUGCAUUAGCAGUAAAUGCUAAAGCUAUUCAUAUUUUAACGAGUUAAUUAGAUUAUUUUAGUGAUAUUUCACUAAAUUAAACUGAUUAUCCUGACUUUGUUUUGUUCAUUUAAAAUGAUUAAAUACUUGUUUAAGGAAAUACAAAUGGGGUUUUUAAAUUUUGGAAUAUUAAGAAUAAUGAAUUAUUAGUAAGUUUUAAAAAAUCUAAUAUAUAGAAAAUAAAAUGGAUUUAAAACUAAUCUCUUCUAUUGUGUAUGGAAAAAGAAGGGAUACUUGAAAUAUAGCAGACAUCAUGCUUAGAGAGUGAGAAUCAAGAGGAUUAAAUUGUAAAUUAGUAAAAAAUUGAGUUGGGUGAAUAGAGUAAAAUUGAAUUUAAAAUAAUUGGUUAUUAUGAGAAUAUUAAUGAUUUCUCAAGUUCAUAGGAUGGUGAAAAUAUAAUUGGAAUAUUCAAUAAUUAAUAAAUUUUGAAUUUGAAUAGAUAUAACUUUGAAUUCUGCUCAUCAGAAGAUAUAAAGAAAAUAUAAUUAACUUUUUGUGGAAAAUUUCUAAUCAUUUUAACUACUAAUUAUAAUUUAAUAAUAUUAAAUAAAGAUUCAUAAUUUUAAAAACUGCACUAAAAAGAAUAAGUAUAUGAUUUUGAUCUUCAUCCUAAGAUGAAUUUAUUAGCAAUAAGUACGUAUGGUGUUAUUGAAUUGUUUAAAAUCUCAGAUAUAAAAAUGGAAGCCAUAUUUUCAAUAGAUUUAACUAUAGACUUUUUUUGGCCAUAAUAAGGAGAAUAACAGAAUUUAAAAUUUACUGAAAAUGGUUAAAUAUUAGUUUUUAUAGUUAAUUAAAGAGAUAUUCGUUGGUAUUAAGUAUAUGAAAGUAAAACUUUGAAAGCUUUGGGCUUUAAACCGUAUAAACCAUCGGAAAAAAUAUACUUAACCUAUAGUAAACAUUUAGCAUAUAUUUAAUUCAUUUAAAUUUAUUCAGGGUAUGGUGGCUAAAGAAUUAUUAAUAUUUUGAAUAUUGAGAAACAAAAUGCUCAAAUACCCUUUUCUAAUCAUCCUUAAUAAUUUUCUCUUAGCUAAGAUGAAUAAAUUGUUUACAUAUUAAGUUCCUAAGAAAUUUACAAAUUUGAUAUUUAAUAGAUGGUAACAAAAGAAAUUACAAAAAAUAAAAAUUAUUUCCAUAUUUAAGCAGCAGAUAAUAAUUCAUUAAUAGUAAUUAGGUAAUAAGAAAUGGAAAGUAUAAUUGAGUAUUGGAAUGAAUCUGGCAAUAGUGAAAUAGGUAAAAGUAAAAAUACAGUACUUGGAAGCAGCUUUUUUCCUUAAUAAUAGUUACUGGCCUUAACUUUUGAAAAAAAUCAAAUAAUUUAAUUAUGGAAUAUUAAAGCAAAGAAAAUAAUCAGCAAUCUUUAAGGACAUCGAUAGAAAAUUAAUUCUUUAGCUUUCUCAACUGAUGGUCUUAUUUUAGCAACUGCUAGUGAUGAUUAAUCUAUUCGCCUGUGGAAUAUUGAUUUUAAUGAAUAAAUUGAUCCCUCCGUUGGUCAUAGAGAGUAAGUUAGGAUUAUUGCUUUUUCUAAAGAUGGCUUUUUAAUUGCCUCGGGAAGCCAUGAUUAAACUAUAAUAUUAUGGGAUCUUUUAGAGAAGAAAUUUUUGAAUCAAUUAGAGGAUCAUUCAGGUAGUAUAAAUUGUCUUGAAUUUUCUUAUUGUUCUAAAUUUUUAUAUUCAGGAAGUGAGGAUAUGUCUGUUCGAAUUUGGGAUAUUGAGAAUCCCAGGUAAUCAAAAAUAAUUAAUAUCCUUAUUUAUGAUUUUCCUGUAACAUAAACCUGUUUAUCACCAAUCAAUCCUAACGUUAUUGCAAUCAAUUAUAAUAAUGCUUUAUAAUUUAUAAAUAAAGAAGAUAUUUAGGAAGCCUUUCCUUUUUUACCAAAAGCUAGUUGCUUAUGUUUCACAAAUAAUGAUGAUUUAAUUUAUUUAAUUGAAACUAAUGAAGAAUCCUAAUUAUUAAUUUACGAUAUAAAUAAUAAAAAAUCGCAGUUAAUCCAAAUGUAUAAAAAAUAAAAUUUCCCUCAAUAAAUUUUAUCUUUAAAAAAUAAUAAGGAACUUUUUGUAUUGAGAUAAUUGGAUGUUUAAGAAAAUAUUUCGCUACUUUAAUAAGAUUAAAAUAAUAAAUGGAUAAAUAAUCCUAAUUUAUCUCUCCCAAUAGCUUAAUAGAUAAUGUUAUCGCCAGAAAAAUAAACAUUAGUUUUGGAAAAUUCAACAACACUAACCUUUUGGAGAGUUGAAUUUUUAAAAGGAAAUAUUUUGUAUGAAUAUAAAGUACCUCAAAAUUUAAAAUUUUUAACGAUUUCAGUUGAUUGUACUUUAGCUUUGUUUUUAGAUGAAUAUUGUGAACAACAAAAUAAAUAGAAGAAUAUAAAAUUAAAAUUAGUUGAUCUAAAAAAUAAAAAUUUUGAUAAAUAUAGAAGUUUUGUAUGGGAAGUAAAGUUUUAAAAAUUAGAUGGUUAUUUUGAUGAUUUUUGUCUCUCAUUUGAUGUCAAGUAUUUAGUGGCAUAUGAAAAUUUCUAUUCCUAUUCAAAAGGAAAAACAAGAUCCAUCCUCCAUUAUUUGGAAUUAGAAAGGCCUGAAAAAAUUUAAAAAAUAUUGAAAGAGGAAAAUGAAUCUUAUUUAAUCACUUUUAGAUUUUCUACAGUUGAUUCUCAUUUUAUUUAUGCAGCAUAUAAAAAUGGUAAAAUUAUAGAAUGGAAUUUAUAAACAGGAGCUUCUAAAAUUCUCUUUAGUUAUUAAAAUUAAGAUAUUUUUAAUGUAUUUAACAACCUAUAAUUCUCCCCAUAAUUUAAUUACUUGGUUUUGAAGGAAAAAUAAAUAGGGUAUUUUUAAGAAAAAAUACAAUUAAAAUUGUAUGAUCGAAAACAAUAAAUUAAUAUAGAUAUUUUAUAAUGUAAAAAAGAUGUAAAUGUAAUUAAUUUCUCAGAGGAUGAAAGGUUAGUUGCUUUUUCAAAUAACGAAUAGUUGUGGCUCUGUAGUUUUUCUAAUUCUAAUUUAAUAGAACAAGAUAAAUUUUAAUUAGUUGAAAGAGAAUAUGCCCAAUAAAUUCGUUUCUAUUAAAACAUUUUAUUGUUAGCUUAGAAAAAAGAUAGUGAUCUUCUUUACAUUUUUGAAAUUUAGCCUAAUUUAAAAUUAAAAAUAAAAGAUUGCGUUUAAAUAAAAGUCAAAAUAAGUGAUUUUAACUAUAAUUUAGUUUAAUAAUAACUUAUUAUUUUUGGCGAAAAAUAAAUAAUUUUAUAUUAAAUUUAAAAUAGAAUAAUAGGAGAGCCAAUACAAUUUGAAAAUAAACCAAAGGAUGAAAUUAUAGAUCCAUCAAACUAAGUUUACUGUUUUUCUCCAGAUGAAGAAUAUUUUGCACUGUUAACUAAUAAUUCAUCUGAAAAAAAAUAACUGAGUUUAAGAAACACAAUAACAUUUGAAGAAAAAAUGUAACCUAUUGAAAUAGAAGGUCAUACUUUAGCUUUUUAGAAACUUAACGAAAAACUUCUCCUAGCCAUAUCAAACGAAAAUAAUUUGUCUUUUUUUUCAAUCAAAAAUAAUUUAGAAAAAGUUAAGACAUUUACAUUUGAAAAAAAAAUAUUGUCUUUUUAAUUAACAUCGCAAUAUCUUUUAAUAAAUUUUUCUACAAGAGUGUUAAAUGAAAUUGAAGAAAGUAUUUUGAUUUAUCAGAUAAAAAGCCUAGAAAAUAAUUUGAUUAAAUAAGAUAUUUUAAGAGGUAUAACAGGAAUUAUAUCAAAAAAUAAUAAAUAUUUAGCUUAUAUAAACAGAAAAAACACUAAAAUUUUAAAGAUGUAUAAUAAAAUUCAUUUUUAAACUGAAGGAUAAAACUAAAAAUUUAAUUUAAUUUCAUUCUCAUCUAAUGGAAAAUAUCUAGCACUAUAUAAAAAUGAAUAUGUAAAAUGCGAUUAAUAUUUUUACAGUUUACCAAAAGAAAUUACUAUUGUUUUAAUAAUUGACUCUGAAUCUUUGGAAAUCAAAUAAUCUUUACAAUAUGGAGAAAAAGUUACUUUUAUUGAUAUUUCUGUAAAUUGGAAAUAUAUUGCAUAUUAUAACGAUAAAAAUAUCUAAAUAGAUGAAAUAACAAAUUAUUUUGAAUUUAAAACAAGUAAAAAAUUACCAUUAACUGAAAAUGAUUAAUGUUCAGCAAUAUCUUUAUCAUCAAAAGGGAAUUAUCUUGUUUCUGGAAAUUGGAAUUAAGAAAAUAGUGAGAGUAAAAUAUUUUUAUGGGAUGUUAAUUAAAAUAAAUUAAUAGCUUAGAGUGGAAAUUUGGAUUCUUUAUUGAGCUAUAUAAAAUUCUGUCCUGAUGAUAUUACGUUUGCAGCAGCAUUAGAAAGUAGCCCUUUACAUUUAUACCAAAUAAAAAAAAGCGAUUAGGAAAUAAAAAUUUAAUGCUAUAAGUCGAUAGCUAGAUAUUCAACAAUAUUAGCUCACCAAUCUAUACUGUCUACGAAAUCUAAAGUAGAAAAAUCUUAAAAUUCAAUUAAAGAAUUAUUUAUUUAAAAAGGAGCCAUUUAAAAAAAUAAUUGA